Fusarium sp. VM40 is the source of this 495-nucleotide messenger RNA. Lineage: Eukaryota; Fungi; Ascomycota; Sordariomycetes; Hypocreales; Nectriaceae. The record is from the annotation of a GenBank genome assembly.
AUGUCGAGUUCUGCCUCUGGCGACUCUGGCGGUGGCCGUUCGAUGGAGUCACGAGUGGGUAGAAGCAAGCAACGAUACAACACUAAGGGUGAACGUCUCGUCGCUGGCAUCGUGCCUCUUACAGCCGACCUAAACUAUGUGAUGUUGAUCCAGUCUACCCGGCGCAAGGGCUGGGUUUUGCCCAAAGGUGGAUGGGAGUCAGAUGAGACUUGCCAGGAGGCCGCUGAGCGAGAGGCCUGGGAAGAAGCUGGUAUUACAGUUCAAAUCAGUUACGAUCUCGGUGAUAUCGACGAGAAGCGCCCGUCUAAAUCCGCAGCAAAAGACCGGUCAAGAUAUCACUUCUUCGAGGCUACGGUGACCGGCGAGUACGACGACUGGCCAGAGUCCCAUAAGCGAGAACGACAGUGGUUCACCUUCACACAGGCCUGGGAGGCGUUAUCAACAAGACCCGAGCUCCAAGAGGCAUUGCAGCGGUCUACCGUGAAUCGACUAUGA